CGUCAUCCUUUGAGAUUCCCACACGAUCAUGGCGGCAACGGCUCUCUGUACUUCUCGCGCCUCCACUCUCCUCCUCUCCUUCUUCUCUCCUCAUCGCUCCAAGCUCUCCAUCGCUCGCCUCUCCUCCUCUUGCCGUGCCAUGGCCUCAUCGGACGUCGCCGGAGGCGAGAAGAUCACGGCGCCGUACGGGUCAUGGAAGUCCCCAAUCACCGCCGACGUCGUCUCUGGUGCGGACAAGCGACUCGGUGGCAUGGCCGUCGAUGAGGAUGGACGGCUUGUUUGGAUCGAGACCCGACCUGAUGAUGGAGGACGUGCUGUUCUUGUUAAAGAACCUGUUAAUCCUGAAGACAAACCUAUAGACAUUAUACCUCCAGAUUUUGCGGCACGGACUUUGGCCCAAGAAUAUGGAGGUGGUGCAUUUGCUGUCUCUAAGCACAUGCUUGUAUUUUCAAACUACAAAGAUCAACGUCUCUACAAGAAAUCCAUUGGAGAUCUUUUGCCAGUGCCUUUUACUCCAGAUUAUAAUGGACCCGCAGUUUGUUACGCUGAUGGAGUCUUCAAUCAUCACUUCAACCGUUUUAUCACUAUUAUGGAAGACCGUCGCACAAGUAGCUUAAAUCCAACAACAUCAAUUGUUGCUAUAGAAAGCAAUAAUGGAAACAUUCAAGAACCUAAGGAGCUGGUUGGUGGGAAUGAUUUUUAUGCAUUCCCACGCGUUGACAAUACUGGCAAGAGGAUGGCUUGGAUCGAAUGGAGUCACCCAAAUAUGCCUUGGGAUCGAACUGAACUUUGGGUUGGUUAUUUUUCUGAGAAUGGGGAUUUAUGUAAGCGGAUCUGUGUUGCUGGUGAUCUGGAGCUUGUAGAGUCACCAAGUGAACCCAAAUGGUCACCUAAAGGAGAACUAUUUUUUGUAACUGAUAGGGACAACGGGUUUUGGAACAUUUAUAAAUGGGUUGAGCACAAGAAUGAAAUUGUACCUGUUUAUACUUUAGAUGCUGAAUUUACAAGGCCAUUGUGGGUUUUUGGCAUCAGCUCAUAUGAUUUUAUUGAGAACAAUACAGAAGGCUAUAACAUAGUCACCACUUACAGGCAGAAUGGAAGAUCAUAUAUUGGAAUUUUAGACAUUAAUGAGAGCUCUUUUUCAACCCUGGACAUUCCUUUUACGGACAUCUAUAAUAUUGUUGUUGGACGUGGGUGCUUAUACAUAGAAGUGGCAUCUGCAAGCCAUCCCUUAUCAAUUGCAAAGGUGAGCCUGGAUGAAAGCUGUUCAAAAAUAAAAGAACUUUCAAUUGUUUGGUGUUCUUCUCCAGAGAUCACCAAAUAUAAAUCAUAUUUCAGUCUGCCAGAGAUCAUUGAGUUUCCUACAGAAGUUCCUGGUGAACAUGCCUAUGCAUAUUUCUACCCACCUGCUAAUCACUCAUAUCAAGGGGGCAUGGAUGAAAAGCCACCUUUAUUGGUCAAAUGCCAUGGAGGGCCCACUGGUGAGACACGCGGGGUUUUGGACCUUAAUAUUCAGUAUUGGACAAGUCGGGGAUGGGCAUUUGUUGAUGUUAAUUAUGGAGGAAGCACUGGCUAUGGCAGAAAAUAUAGAGAACGACUUUUGGGGAAGUGGGGUAUAGUUGAUGUUAAUGAUUGCUGCAGCUGCGCAGAAAUCCUGGCAGCAAGAGGGAAGGUUGAUGGAAAGCGACUUUGUAUAACUGGAAGGUCAGCUGGCGGGUACACAACAUUGGCUUGUCUUGCUUUUAGGGACACAUUCAAGGCUGGUGCAUCCUUGUUUGGUGUAGCUGAUCUGCUGUCAAUGAAAGCAGAUACGCACAAAUUUGAAUCUCACUAUAUGGAUAAUCUUGUUGAGGAUGAACAAGCGUUCUUUCAGCGGUCCCCAAUUAAUUUUGUUGAAAAGUUCACAUGCCCAGUUAUUUUGUUCCAAGGAUUAGAGGACAAGAUUGUGCCACCAGAUCAAUCUCGUAAGAUAUACAAAGCUUUGAAAGAUAAGGGCUUGCCUGUUGCUCUCGUCGAAUAUGAGGGAGAACAACAUGGUUUCCGCAAGGCUGAAAAUAUCAAGUUCACAAUUGAGCAACAGAUGAUGUUUUUUGCCCGAGUAGUUGGGCACUUUCAACCGGCUGAUCCAAUCCGUCCAAUUAAAAUCGAUAACCUUGAUUAGUACCUUGACGUCAUUUCAUGUAAGAAAGUAAACUGCUUUUUUAGUGCCUUCAUUCAAAUGGCUGACAUAAUUUUUAGACCAGGUCUUCAGAGAUUUCAUCUUGGGCUGCCAUAAACCACCCUUUUCAGCAUUCAAAAUAGAGCAUGUGAGGCUCCUUAAUGUAAAACUACCUACAUGUCUGUUACUUCCAAGGCAUGAUAUCUUACUUUCAUGUCCAAAUGUUCUUGACUAGCUUUGCAUUUCAAGUGACUUAACUUUUUCUA
This is a messenger RNA of Dioscorea cayenensis subsp. rotundata (Guinea yam), 2424 nucleotides long. RefSeq lists its product as uncharacterized. Gene Ontology annotation, biological process: proteolysis. Gene Ontology annotation, molecular function: serine-type peptidase activity. NCBI's taxonomy places the organism in Eukaryota, Viridiplantae, Streptophyta, Magnoliopsida, Dioscoreales, Dioscoreaceae. The record is from RefSeq and is a predicted model, not a curated record. The transcript has 18 exons. The coding region runs from base 29 to 2161 and encodes 710 amino acids.